Molecule: messenger RNA, 4355 nt
Organism: Vespa mandarinia (Asian giant hornet)
Lineage: Eukaryota; Metazoa; Arthropoda; Insecta; Hymenoptera; Vespidae
Gene: CARPB
Product: Carbonic anhydrase-related protein B
Biological process (GO): one-carbon metabolic process
Molecular function (GO): carbonate dehydratase activity; zinc ion binding
Source: RefSeq, a predicted model, not a curated record
AAAGAUUAAAAAAAAAAAAAAAGAGAGAACAAAAAGAAGAAGAAGAAGAAGAAGAAGAAGAAGAUGAAGAAGAAAACUUCGGACAUCGAUGCACUGACCUAUAUUUAUUAUUCAAUGGAAUAAGCACCGGAAGAUCGACCCAGAUAAUUUCUUGGACAGAAACAUCUGGACAACCUCGAGAUAGCCGCGAAAAAACUAUUCGGUCCAUUGAAGCCUUUCACACAUCCUCUUAUCGCUCGCCUAGGUAUAAAUUCCCUGGACCGUUCUACCAUUCCCCGACACCGUUCUCGUCCCCGUUCCCGCCCUUCCUUCCGUCCAUCCGUCCAUCCGUCCGUCCGUCCAUCCAUCCAUCCAUCCAUCCGUCGUUUCUCCUUCUACGCUCGGGUAAAAAGUGUAGUGAACGGUAGAACCCGGAGUACGUUCUUUCUAACCCCUACGGCAAGUUUUCGAACGACGGGCGUUGAGGUGAGGGCUGGAAGGAGGAAAGGAUAGAUCGAUCGUCGAUCUCACUUCCGUCUCGGUUCGCGAGAAGAAAUGGCAUAUCCAUCCUCUCUGAUAGUGGACUGAAGAAGUGCUGGGAACAUUCGUGGUCGACCUCGAGAGGACGUUCUCGAGGACCGCAUGGAGGGCGCGAAAGACCUAGUCCUUUGCCUCCGGACACAUCGACGUGCCUUCGUGUUCGUCAGGUGGAGGAGGAGGAGGAGGCAGAGGAGGAGGAGGAAAAGGAGAAGGAGAAGGAGAGGGAAAGUCGAAGGUGGAAGGAAUACGAAGGGGUUCGUUGGGCGAAGAGAGAGAGAGAGAGAGAGACAGAGAGAGAGAGAGAGAGAAAGAGAGAGGGAAUGCGCAUGCGUAACAAGAAUCUCCACUCGUGAGGCUACUAACGGAGAGACUGACGAACGUAAAAGAAAUAGAAAAAGAAAGAUAGAUAGAUAGAUAAAUAGAGAUAGAUAAAUAGAGAGAGAGAGAGAGAGAGAGAGAAAAAGAAAGAGAUAAAAACUCGUCAUUUGGCAAGGACUAGCAUCAACCUUGCUUCUCGCUAGAAAGUGAUUAGUAGUAUUUCCUUUAGCAAAAAAAAAAGAAAAAAAGAAAGAAAAAAAAAUUAUUUGUCCGUAAAUAGAGAAGAAAAAGGAUAAAAGAUAGAAGGAAAAAUAUCAAAAAUAGAAAUAGAAGAGGAAGAAGGAAGGAGGGGGAAAGAGAAAGGGAAAGAGGAAGAGUUGAAGGAAGAAGAAGAGAAGGAGGAAGAGGAGGAAGAAGAAGAAGAAGAGAAAGAAGAAGAAGAAAAAGAAGAAGAAGGGUUGGGCCAGGGGCCCGCGACCCUUCCCGACUGGACUAGACUCUAUGUGGAGUCUCGGCGUCGGCGCCGUCGUCGUCGACGUCGUCGGCGGCGCGACGCUCACGGAGAGGCGCCGCGCGCGCCUACGUAGGAGGCACUCGGCCGCGCGCGGCGUCGUUAGCUCCGUCGUACCUGGACGACGGAGAGGAACGAACGAACUUACGAACUUACGAACUUACGAACUUACGAACUUACGAACGAACGAACGAACGAACGAACGAACGAACGAACGUACGUACGAACGAACGAACGAACUAACGGACGAUACGGACGAACGAAUCGCACGAAAGGAAGGAAGGAAGGACUCUUCUGGCUCUCAUUUCUCUCGCUCUCACUCACUCACUCACUCACUCCUCUCUCUCUCUCUCUCUCUAUCUAUCUAUCUAUCUAUCUAUCUGUCUAUCUAUCUAUCUCUCUGUCUAUCUUUGAAUCUUCGUUCACGAUUAUCACUAGUGCGAUUAUUAUCGGACAUCUUCCUAUCAAGCUACGCUAACGUAAUACGCGUUUCGUCUCGUUCGUUCAUUCGAUUUUAUCCAUCUAUAUAUUCCGUUCUUUCUUCCCCCUAUCAUUCUUUUUCUCUUUUUCUCUCUUUCUUUUCUCUCUCGCUUGUUCUCUCUCUCUCUCUCUCUCUCUUUCUCUCUCGUCCUUCUCUCUGUCUCUUUCUCGCGUCCUAGUGCCGUGCCGCUUCGCUCCGUGCCGAAGCGGCUGAGAGUGGUGUGUGCUGGCUCUGCUCUGAAGGAGGGAACGAACACGGUGGGGGUGGAGGACAAGUAAAGAAAGGGUGCCAUUGGGUUCGAGGACAAGGAAAUUCAAGGAAGACGGAGACGACUGCUUCUACUUUUACUCGAACCUGAUAUCCCCCCUGAAUGAUGUUGAAUUGACGAAAACUGAACAACGCAAGGGAUGGCUCCUUUCGGUACCGUCUUCCUCGGUGUCUGGGGAGUGUUCGUCGUCGUUCUUAUACAAGAGUCCAAACCAGUCAGCUGGGAGGAAUGGUGGACGUACGACGGUAUUUCUGGUCCUGCCUUCUGGGGCCUCAUCAAUCCAGACUGGUGGCUAUGUAACAAAGGGAGACGACAAUCACCGGUUAACUUGGAGCCGAGCAGACUUCUCUUCGACCCAAACUUACAACCAUUACACCUCGACAAGCACAAAGUCGGUGGAGUCCUGGCAAACACCGGUCACAGUGUGGUAUUCGCGGUCGAAAACGAUACCCGCCAUCCUGUCAAUAUAUCCGGUGGGCCCCUCAGCUAUCGCUACCAGUUUCACGAGAUUCACCUGCAUUUCGGCUUAGAGGAACACAUCGGUAGCGAGCAUACUAUCGAUGGACACGCGUUUCCCGCCGAGCUCCAAAUAUUCGGAUUUAAUUCCCAGCUGUACAACAAUUUUUCGGAUGCCUUGCACAGAGCACAAGGGAUCGUUGCAGUCUCCCUUUUACUUCAGGUAGGAGAUCUGUCGAAUCCACAACUGAGAACGUUUACCCAACAACUGGAUCAAAUCAAAUACGGAGGGCAGGCCGUGGAAAUUACACAUUUCGUCGUGCGCGAUCUCCUACCGGACACGAAGCAUUACAUGACGUACGAUGGUUCAACCACGAUGCCGGCCUGCCAUGAGACCACGACGUGGAUAAUACUGAACAAGCCGAUAUAUAUUACGAAGCAGCAGCUCCAUGCCCUGCGGCAGUUGUAUCAGGGUGACAUGAAACAUCCGAAUGCGAAGCUGGGGAACAACAUUAGACCGAUUCAACCGCUCCACCAUCGUCCAAUUCGUACCAACAUCGAUUUUAGCGUGCAGCAAGGGCAUAAAAAUUGUCCAACGAUGAACAGGGAUCUGUAUUACAAAGCCAACAGCUGGAAAUAACCCUGAGAGCCCUAAGCAACACGCAGUACGGUGAUCGACGUCAUGCGUUUUAAAAGAAGGAAGGAAGGAAGGAAGGAAGGAAGGAAAGAAAGGAAGAAAGCAAGUGAGAAGGACAGAGAGAGAGAGAGAGAGAGAGAGAGAAAGAGAGAGUGAGAUAGAGGAAGAAAUGAAGAGAGAAAGAUAAGAAAAGUUUAAAGAAAAACUACGCUUUCCCUCGGACGAGCUGGAACUUCGCUGUGAAAGAAACCAUUGACAUAUCAAUUGCACGCGUGCGACGGUGGUCCUCGCAGAGAAGAAAGAAAGAAAGAACGAGAGUGUGUGUGUGUGUAUGUGUGUGUGUGUGUGUAUGUAUGUGUGCGUGUGGGUGUAUGGAUGUAUGUGUAUGUAUAUGAGUAUACGCCUGAAUGCAAGCGAGUACGAAAAAGAAAGAAAAGUAAGUAAGUAAGUAAGAAAGUAAGUAAGUAAGUAAGUAAGUAAGAAAGCACGUGCAUGUGUGUGUAUGCGAACGUAUGAAUACGGGCAAGAGAUAAUUAAAGAAAAAAAGGAAAAAAAAGAGAGAGAGAGAGAGAGAGAAAGAGAGAGAGAAAGUGUGUGUGUAUGUGUGUGUGCGCGCGAUUCAGAAUGAGUGAGAAUGAGUGAAAUAUUGAGAAUGAAAGUGUGAGAGACGUGUCGCACGCACCCACGCACGUACGUACGCACGCAAAAAAGCACGCAAGCACGCGCUGAAACGCAGGAGGAACCGGGAGACGUGUUUCAGAGCGUCGAAGCUGAUGGGCGACCGAUGUUGGGCAAGAAAAUCAUGACCACGGUGAAGUGAACGAGCGCAGCCCUUUCGUGGUCGAGGAUUAUAAAGAGAAGAAGAGAUAUAUAUAUAAUAUAUAUACAGGAAGGAAGAGGAAUGAAAAAAUACAAGGGAAAAAAAAAAAAACCCAUUAUAAAAAUGCUUCGUUGUACUUAUUAGACGUGAAUUUGCCAAGUAUGUUUCCAGUAAAGAAAAAAAACAAAAAAAUAAAAAAACAAAAAAGGACAAAAAAUAAAAAAGACAAAAAAGAAGAAAAAGGAAAAAAAAAACAAUAUAAAAAGGAGUAACACACAAACAGAUAUUACCUAUAGCUAAAUACAAUAGACGCGCGAUAUAAGGUAAAAGAUCAUAAAAAAAAAA